CAUGUAUUGGGUUUCAAUCCUUGUUGCUAUGGAUUUGUCGUGGAGGAUGGAGCCUAUAACUUCUCUGUUUCAGAUCUUUAUGAUGUUAAUUUUAGAGACAAGGAAUUCCCAUUUAUUCUUGAUUGGACAAUCGGGAACCAAAGCUGCAAAGAAGCUGAAACGGAUCCAGAAAAUUAUGCUUGCAAGGAAAAUAGUCAUUGUAAAAAUUCAGAAAAUGGCCCGGGAUAUUUGUGCAAGUGUCUUGAUGGUUUCCAGGGUAACCCUUACCUCUCCCAUGGUUGCCAAGAUAUUAAUGAAUGUGACACACUGAAGCCUUGCAAUGGAACAUGUCACAAUGUACCUGGAAGUUAUAAUUGCUCAUGUCCU
Molecule: messenger RNA, 366 nt
Organism: Durio zibethinus
Lineage: Eukaryota; Viridiplantae; Streptophyta; Magnoliopsida; Malvales; Malvaceae
Product: putative wall-associated receptor kinase-like 16
Biological process (GO): cell surface receptor signaling pathway; protein phosphorylation
Cellular component (GO): plasma membrane
Molecular function (GO): protein serine/threonine kinase activity; calcium ion binding; polysaccharide binding
Source: RefSeq, a predicted model, not a curated record